AGUCGACCGCGCGUUUCAAAACAAAAAUUACACUCAGCGAGUGCGGUUGUGUCGCUUGGGGAUAUAGCCAAUUCGUGAAUCGACAAACACUCGUGUUCUGAGGCGCCGCCAAUAUCCAAAGAAAUUAAAAAAUCUACAAUUGAUUUUUUUAGGAACUUUAACAACGUUUUGGAUUAUUAAAGCGUUAAUAGUUACGCUUUUAACGGCCGGAAGACCUAAUAAAAAACAUAAAUUAACAACCCUAUAGCGGCGUAACGAGUUAAAAAUGUAAAAAAAACACUGCUAAUUGGAUAUAAACUACAUUUCACUCAAAAACGCAUUGCUUUGGACACAAAGACUUAAAUUUAUUAUACGCGCGUUUUUUGGUUAACGAAUAUUUUGGAAACUAAACAAGUGUGAGCGUGCUACAAGUGGAAAUAAAACUAGAUUUCUGGUUGCAACACAUACACCGUACACCCAAAUUAUAACGGGAAGUGGCUCAACAAGUGGCUCGGGGAUUAUCUAAUAAAACCUCCUACCGAAAAUCAUAGGAAUAAUAGAUUAUACGGGCAAAAUAUCAAUUUUAAAACAGUUUUUUCGUGCUCGGCCCGUGUGUAGUGUGUGCGUAUGUGUGCGUGCGUGUGUUUCGCCUGCGUAUGUGUGUGAAUCGAGCAACGCAGAACAGCAACAACAACUGCGACUAUAGCAACAACAACGCUACAACGGCAACGUCAACAACACGCAACAACAAUUGCUGUGAGUGCGACGGCGACAGCAGCAGCGUGAGUCAUAAAAGUGAAAUGAAAAUGCGGAUAAAGCGAGAAGCGCCGUGUCUUCUGUUAUUUAUGCCAAUCCAAAAUACCAACAACAACAAUCGCAUUGGUGCCAAUCAGAAGGACUAUCCCAACAAGCGGUCCAGGGAGAAUCUGGCAUGUGAUGAUCAGCAGCAAGUGACAUCGACGACGUCAUCCUCCAUGGCAAUGAACGGCGGCGGCGGACGGACGCCGCUGCUGACCCGCAGCUGCUCCAGUCCGGCGGUCUACGAUAUAGAAACACAUCCCGCCUCGCCCGUUUUCCCGCAUCUAUUACUGGGCAAUGGCCGCGAUGCCGACGAUCCCAGCAGCGUGGGCGCCAACUGUGUGCUGAAUGUUACCUGCCAAAGUCCCAACGAGAGUCAUCUGCAGGGCCUCAAGUAUAUGCAAAUACCUGCCAGCGAUACGCCCCAUCAGAACAUCAAGCAGUACUUCCAGGAGGCCUUCGACUUUAUCGAGGAUGCCCGGAAAACGGGUUCCCGGGUGCUGUUGCACUGCCAUGCGGGGAUCUCGCGCAGCGCCACCAUCGCCAUCGCCUACGUCAUGCGGUACAAGGCGCUCUCCCUGCUGGAGGCCUACAAGCUGGUGAAAGUGGCCCGGCCGAUCAUCUCGCCCAAUCUAAACUUCAUGGGCCAGCUGCUGGAGCUGGAGCAGAGUCUGCGGAAAAGCGGGAUCCUGGCACCGGCCACCCCGCACCUCAACAGUCCCAGUACCCCAUCCGUGGGUGGAGUAUCUUCGGUGGGUCUCAACCACCCAUCAUCAUCUAGUCAACUGGUAGAGCAGCCAGAGCAGGAGGAGAUCGAGGAGAAGCGGGAACGGGAUCGCGGCAAGUCCAAGUCGGACAGCGAGGCCAUGGACGAGGAUGUCUAUGAUUACGAUGAUGUGGAUAGCGGUGCCGGCAGUCUGGCGGGCAGUAAUUGCUCCUCGCGCCUCACCUCACCUCCCAUAACACCCGACGAUGAGGCGCCUAGCACUUCGGCGGCGGCUUCCACAAUUUCGGAGCUAGAUUCACCCAGCUCCACCAGCAGCAGCAGCGGAAUAUGCUCCCUGCUGUCCACCAGCUCAUCCGUAUCCUGCGCAAUCAGCAAGCCAAGUCUGCUGUCACCCACGCGGCAGUUGGCCUUAUUUAAGCGGAAUUCGCCUGCCAAGUUGAGGCUAAAUCUGGAGUCCAGCUAUGCGCCCGCGUCACCCAUCCCAAAGUCCAUGUCCUGCAUCUCCAUACCGGCAACGCCCGUCUGCGAAGAGGCGCCCGAGAGCAGGAGCAACCAUUUGGCGGCCAAUCCGAGGGACUGAGAAAGGAUCCCCCGGAGGAGCCGCCACCAAGCAGCUGUGAAUAAAAAGAAAAUGUACAGACCUUGGCCAAGUUCAUGAUGAUUGGAAUCGGAUUGAUAUGUUGUACGGCUCUAGACGAGAUGUAAAAUAGACUCAAGUUUUAAAGCGUAUUUUAUGUUAAUCGACAUUUUUUUAAAACAAAAGGCUUUCUUACAUUUCUCUGAGACCUAUGUCCAGUAUAUCAAUUCGUAUCAUAAAAGCUAAAACGGUCUGAUACUUCCUAUAAACUAAGGUGAUGCAAAUGAUAUAUCAAACAUCUAACACUGAGCCACCUUUUGGAUCAUGUAAAUUCACAAAUUGUACAUACAAGCGUACCUAAAUAACAAACCAACAAGGAAAGAGGAAUACCAAUUGCAGCUUGCACUAUUUUCAGUACUUUUUAAGAGCUUUUGUAAUGUAUUUCUUCGCAUCCCUGUACCAACAAAACAAAACAAUUACCUAAAGUAAUCCAAAACAACCAACUGCAAAAUAUUGUUUGAGAAGAAAGAACACCUCGUAUAUGUUAAUUUAGUUUAAAUUUAGUUUGUAAGCGAAUCUUAACUAUACCUAUACACACAUAAACUAUAUUAAAAUCUUCACAUAGAACAAUGAAAAUCCAAAAUGCACUGCAACUAUUUCUGCUGACUUGCCACACACAAAAAAAAACUUCCCGUUCCCAAAAACAAAUAAGGAAAACUCCGCCAUAUAUACACAGCAAAGAUCUUAUCAAAACUGUUCUAAGUUUUAUCAAAUCGCUAUAGCCACACCCACACCUACACUACACACUGCAUAUAAUUAAGUAACUUCUUGAAGUGAGUAAAAGCUUGUGUUUGUGUUUUCUAGUUUUAGUUAUUUAUAUGAAGCGAGCGCGCGUGAGAGAAUAAUGAAUGCGAUUUGAUUCAUUUGUAUUAGAUCGUAAGUUUUUUAGGCUAAGAUACACGCGAAAAGUGUAAUGUAACCGUGUGUUAAGUAAACGGACAUUAUAAAAGUAAUCAAACAAUCUA
This is a messenger RNA of Drosophila serrata, 3106 nucleotides long. It is a transcript of the gene puc, whose product is annotated as dual specificity phosphatase puckered. Gene Ontology annotation, cellular component: cytoplasm; cytosol. Lineage: Eukaryota; Metazoa; Arthropoda; Insecta; Diptera; Drosophilidae. Gene Ontology annotation, molecular function: MAP kinase tyrosine/serine/threonine phosphatase activity; protein tyrosine/threonine phosphatase activity; MAP kinase tyrosine phosphatase activity. The record is from RefSeq and is a predicted model, not a curated record. Gene Ontology annotation, biological process: peptidyl-tyrosine dephosphorylation; negative regulation of MAPK cascade.